AUGGGCUUCAUCGGUGUCUACAAGGCCAUCUAUGACUACGAGCCCCAGGCCGAGGGCGAGUUGAAGAUAGACGAUGGAGAUCUCCUCUAUGUCCUUGAGAAGAGCAAGGAUGAUGACUGGUGGAAGGCAAAGAAGAAAGCCGGCGGUGAUGAUGACGACGAGCCCGUCGGCCUGAUACCAAGCAAUUACAUUGAAGAGGCACAACCUAUCAGUCAUGCCCGCGCGCUCUACGAGUAUACAAGACAAACCGAUGAAGAGCUCUCUUUCCCGGAUGACGCUAGGCUGGAGGUGUUCGACACUUCAGAUCCUGACUGGAUCUUGGUGGGACUCGAUGGCGACUAUGGUUUCGUACCAUCUAAUUACAUAGAGCUUGGGGACGGCGGUGAUGAUGAUGAGCCAGCCCCGUCGCCAGCGCCACCUAGUCUACCAUCAAGACCUGCUGCACCUGUGGUAGAGGACAUUCCCACUCCACCUCUUCCACCGCGUGGUCCUCCGUCCGAACCGAGCAGCCCUACAGCAACCGGUCCCGCGGCGGCUCUCGCAGGUGUUCUCGCAGGUCGAUCAGUUGCGUCACCACCACCGCCACUGAAUCUGCCGCCUCGUCCGCAAUACACCUCCGAGCCAUCAGAUGAGGAACUUCAAUCACCUCCCUUGCCGUCUCGCACUCGCACAUCGACCAUUCAUUCGACGCUCUCCGACGACCGCCAUGACGACUUCUCACCGCCCGCUCGACGAGAUACCUACGAUGACUAUGAGGCACCGAGCCGGCCGUCCGGACUCGCGCCCGGGGGCUUCCACAUGUACAAUAUCAAUGAGAUGGUAUCUGUGAUGGGGAAGCGCAAGAAGAUGCCCACUACUCUUGGCAUCAACUUGAAGACAGGAACCGUUCUCAUCGCCCCCGAGCGCGCCCAGGAUGGUCCGUCGCAGGAGUGGACGGCUGACAGGAUGACGCAUUACUCCCGAGAAGGAAAGCAUGUCUUUUUGGAGCUUGUCCGGCCUAGCAAGAGUGUAGAUUUCCAUGCUGGCGCGAAGGAUACUGCAGAGGAGAUCGUCAGUGCGCUUGGUGAACUUGCCGGUGCUGCUCGAGCUGAAGGGUUAAGGGAGGUCAUCAUGGCAGGAACAGGCCAGAGUGCACAAAAGAAGGGCCAAAUGUUGUACGAUUUCAUGGCGCAGGGGGAGGACGAGGUUACGGUAGCCAUCGGCGACGAGGUCAUCGUGCUCGACGAUACGAAGAGCGACGAGUGGUGGAUGGUGCGGCGACUCAAGAACGGCAAGGAAGGUGUUGUUCCGAGCAGCUACGUCGAGAUCACCGGCACUCUCCCGACGCCGACUACGUCUUCCGCGCAGGGCAUCAACGCCGGAAAGUCCACGGUCGCUCAGAAUCGACUCGAGGAGGAACGUCUGACAAAGGAAGCCCUCAAGGCAGCUCUUAGAGACGACGAAAAACGGGCAUCAGAGCGGAAGCGCGAGAACGGUCGAUCGGAAAGCGGCAGCCAGUCGAGGUCGAGCAAGUCAAAACCGGAUCCCUCAAAGGUGCGGACGUGGACAGACCGCUCUAAGUCCUUCAGCGUAGAGGCUCAGUUCUUGGGCCUGAAAGAUGGCAAGCUCAACCUGCACAAGAUGAACGGAGUGAAGAUCGCGGUACCCGUUGCAAAGAUGUCUGUUGAGGAUCUUGAGUAUGUCGAGCGGAUGACCGGCAUUUCCCUGGAUGAGGACAAGCCGCUUUCGGAAGUAAAGAAGCAGAGGCAAGCGGCCCUCAGAGAGUCUGGUUCCUCGAGCCAUGCUGGAGCCUCGGUUGAACCGAAAAAGCCUGAUUAUGACUGGUUCCAGUUCUUCCUCUCCUGCGAUGUCAACGUCGGUUUAUGUGAGAGAUAUGCUCAGGCUUUCUCACGAGAUUCCAUGGAUGAGAGUGUUCUGCCCGAUGUGGAUGCUGCGGUUCUUCGCAACCUUGGUCUACGGGAAGGAGAUAUCAUCAAAGUGAUGCGCUUCCUGGACAACAAUAUCUACUGGAAAACCUAG
Messenger RNA from Phaeoacremonium minimum UCRPA7, 2019 nucleotides. Its product is annotated as putative cytoskeleton assembly control protein sla1p protein. Lineage: Eukaryota; Fungi; Ascomycota; Sordariomycetes; Togniniales; Togniniaceae. The transcript is spliced from 5 exons. Bases 1 to 2019 code for a protein of 672 amino acids. Gene Ontology annotation, molecular function: ubiquitin binding; cytoskeletal protein binding; identical protein binding. The record is from RefSeq and is a predicted model, not a curated record.